GCGCGCUGCUCGAGGUUUAGUUCGCGCGAUCGCCGCAGUAACACACGCGUUCUUACAGAUAUGGCCGCAAUCGACAUGCUGGCCUCGGAACAAAUGUUUUACGGCCACAGCCCGCCAGCUGGCUUCCUCGCCGACUACACACCACCAGUCAGAAGACCAACGAAACUGACGUCUCGAGGAUAUUCGGCGCCAUGUUUGACAGCUGCCGCUCUCAAACCAGUCCAGUUGAGCCUUAAAACAGCUACGCGGUCUUGCAUCAGAAUGCCGACGGAAAAGAAGAAGAAGAAGGUGGUUUUUGCCGAUGAUCGAGGGUUAGCGUUGGAACAAGUGAAGUUUAUGACGGAGCCGUCGCAUGUGCCGCCGUAUUGGGCUCUAAAAGUGGUGGCGAGUCCUCCACAGGAACGAAAACCGCCUCCUCAACCGGCGGUGGAUCUAUGGGAAGCCAGGUUCGUUCAGCCAGCGUCAGAUUAUGUGGAAUUCCGGAGGAGGAUCACGGAAGACUGUGUUGCAUUGGAGAAUGUGAUAGUGAAACAGAAUGAAUGUGCCGUAGACGGGACAGUGAAAGUUAAGAACUUGGAUUUUCUCAAAGAAGUGUUUGUCAGAACCACCUCUGAUGGAUGGACGACGAGUGAGGACACUUUCUGUGCGUUCGUGGAAUCAGGGCCUCUGAACAAGAACGGCGCGUCUCUGUAUGAUACUUUUGGGUUCAGAUUACAGCUGCCAAUCCAUUCUAGACGGCUGGAUUUCUGCGUGUGCUUCAAAUGCAAAGGGGAGGAGUACUGGGACAACAAUAAGGGACAGAACUACACGAUAGAGAAGUCUUCAGUCAGGAACUUGCCAGCCGUUUCUACUGCUAGAAUAAAGUUUGGAAACUCUUGGAUCGCGCGGUCAGAUGGAAAUGGAAGUGUGCCGUACUGGUGAAAUUAAUUUGUCCAAUGUUGGUCCAGAAUUCCAAAUAUGUUGGUUUAUUUGUGAUUGUUAGUGCCAUACCGUUGUGUGUGCCAAAGGAUACACUUCAGUAAGUCGGGACUUGGAAUUUAUUUCUUACAUUCGAGCCGAGUGCUCAAACGGUGCUGAUUCGAUCAGGUUCUGAUACAACCUGAUAAAAACGGUAGCUAGAUUAAUUUGCAUGGUAACUAAUGUAGGUAUGUAUAAAAACAGCAUGCGAAUACUAGCAUUGAGAAUACGAAAGUCUAUCUUAUGUUAUAUUCAUUUAAGGGUCAUACUCGAGUACGAAAACAACGCUGUUUGCCAAAAUCGAGAAAUUAUUUUGAAGUACGAGUAUUCUCGAAUAUAAUUUUAAUGAUAUUUAUUUCUGAGAUAACUACAAAUGUCUGUUAACUGAGACAGUGAUAGAUAAAUUAUACGUUCACUGACUCAACUCAUUGUCAUGUUUAUUUAUUUGUUAACUAUACACAUCAGCUACGUGAUAAUGUACUUAUAUUAUAAGUUGCUAAUUCACUUACAGGGACUAUUUAUACUUAAUUAACAAUCGGAACAAACAUUUCAAUGUCGUUAACAAAUUAUUACUUAUUACCCGACUACGCCAGAAGGAGGGUCAUGUUUUUAUUAUUCUCAAUUUUGGCAAACAUACCGUUUGUUAGUGAGAAAAAAUGUAAAUAAUAUUUAAGACUGAGAUUAAUUUCUGUUAAUUUGGUUAAAUGUUAAGGUGAUCGCAAUCUAUAGGUCUGCUAUUAUUAAUUAUAUUUGAUUAUACAUGCCGUCGAUAAAUUAAGUCGAAUAUAUAAUUAUAAUUAUUAUUUAUAAAUCAAUUAUAAUUGUAAUAUAUUUCACUUAAUAUUCAUAAAUGAAUUUAUCUGAUAAUGAAGAAAGUAAAAGUAUACAAGCAGUAUUGUCCUAAUUUAGGCAAUAUUGCCACUAUAUUGUCCUUCUAAUUUAGGCGAUAUUGGCACUAUAUUGUGGUCUUGUAUAUUUAUACUUAUUGUCCAAUAUGUCUUUGAUAUUUGUACGUGAGUGAUGGACAGGUGUGUGUAGGUAUAUGACGUUUAUAUACGUCAUGUUGCGUCACGUCAUAUUAUUGUCUAUACGUCAAUAUGUGUCAUCGUCAAUACACAUUAUUUCACGUAUGUGACUGUUGUCUGACGUUUAGUACUCUAAUUGUACCUUACUACGGUUAACUAUGAUUAUUUUUGACGGUUUGAAACGUCAAAUUCCUAAUGUGCCAAACGAUGGAGAUUAUUUUGAGAAAAUAUUAAUUUGAUCUAGUCAUUUACUGUUAUUAUGGUCAUAUUUCCAUUUCGAAUAAUAAUAAUAGUGAUUUAACUAAAUACGGCGUAAGGGGAUGGCUAAUAUUGUGUCUUUUAUGAAAUAAAAAUCACUAUGUUAUAUAAAGUUCCUAAGAAAAUGACAGGUUUUAAAAACAUUGUCAUAAAAACUAUAUUUGAGACACUAUUCAGACAUGUUCCUAAUGAACUUAAUAACUUUUUUUUUCUUAAUCUAAACUAGCAUUUUUGUGUCUAUUUCACGCCUAUUUCGAUAUAAUGUUACAUUGGACCAAGCGUGGAAACCCCUAGUUUCGAUUGAAAAUUAGUUCUUUUGGUAGCAAAUAAAAUUCGCGAUAAAAACUAUCUGUGAUAACCCAAAAUUAGCAAAGGCCAAGCCACGUGCUUAAAGUAUGUAGUAACGAGAGAUAAGACAAAUUGCCUAUUUGUUUGGUAAUUAUGAAGGUAUUCAUCUCCUUAUCUCCGGAAAGAUAACAGAGUUGCAAAUACUGACUUUGUAAUUGUGUUACCAUGAAUAUUAAUUUUAAUAAGAUCAUGUUUAGACUAUAAACUAUUGCAAAUAUUUAUAAACAAUCAGGGAAGGGGCAGGGGCAUGUAUUACAUAGUUGCUGGCUGUUUAUCAGGUUAUUGGGGUCAAGUAGAUCCUGGCUAUCAACAGAGCAGUAGGAACAGUUUUUCAUCUAAAAGUUACUUAAUUUUAUAAAAAUAAAUAAAAUAAUAAUAAUAAUAAUGUUUUCUCCAAAUGAUCUCCUAUUAAUUUGAGAUUAGAAUAUUGCUCAAGAAUGUAAAAAAAAUCAGUAAGAGUUAAUUAAAUUGAAGAGAUAGCUAGCUAAUGUGAAAGAUGAACGAACAUUCUUAUGUAGUACGUUGUACAUAAUAUUAAUAUUGUUUCUGUAUUAAAAUUCUUAUUUUACUAAACUUUCUGCUCUAUACGCAGCAAAUUACAGUUUCGAAUAUUGUUUUUUAAAUAAAUAUUUAUUCAUUAUCUUUUGAUUCUUUUUGAGGCUUAUAGCGAUGCUUUAAUUAACUCUUACUGGAACACUAUACUCUGUAUCUGUGCUAUUUCAAUGUAAACAUUUCUGUGCCAAUAUAGUGUAAGGCUACUACUUUAAACCGAGUCUGAAUAUAGUGUACACCGCAUUUUUGUCAUAAUAUACAAAAUUGUGCUAGUGUAUUAUUUAUAAUUAUUCUGUAACAAUAAUCACGCUACAGUGAAAUGUCAUUAUAGCGAUGGAUUUAUUUGAUAAAUAUACAAAUAAACAGCGAAAUUAUCUUAAAUAACUUAUUAUUAUAAUUAGUGUAUAAGUAAUAAUGAUUGUAAAUUUCCAAUAAUUGCGUUCCGUUGUUUUUUAUACGAAUUAUUUGAAAAAGAUGAUGAAUGGAAGUAAAUUAUUUUUGUCGCGAAAGUUUAUAUUUAAACGAAUUAUCAUUAUUUGUAAAGAGGGUUGUAUAAUGAUUUUAAUGAAAGAACUGAUUAAAUGUAAAACAUUUAUUUUGUAGAUAAUGAUUAUGUUUAAGUAAGUAUGUUGAGUUGUAAUUAUUUUCUACGUGAAUCAGUUAUGACAGAUCCCAUAUUUUUAAAUAC
Messenger RNA from Ostrinia nubilalis (European corn borer), 3828 nucleotides. It is a transcript of the gene Gbs-70E, whose product is annotated as protein phosphatase 1 regulatory subunit 3C. The record is from RefSeq and is a predicted model, not a curated record. Gene Ontology annotation, biological process: regulation of glycogen biosynthetic process. Bases 61 to 921 code for a protein of 286 amino acids. The transcript has 2 exons. Gene Ontology annotation, molecular function: protein phosphatase 1 binding; glycogen binding. Gene Ontology annotation, cellular component: protein phosphatase type 1 complex. NCBI's taxonomy places the organism in Eukaryota, Metazoa, Arthropoda, Insecta, Lepidoptera, Crambidae.